CAGAAAAUUAAAUUUAAAAAAUGAAAACAGCGAUCGUCGGUUGCAGAAAGCAAAAACCAGAAGAAAAUGGACAAGGCACCAGCAGCAACCGGCUGUUACAAGUGCGGCCGACCAGGCCACUGGUCACGUGACUGCCCUUCCUCCGCCCCUACCCCCAAUUCUAUCCCCGACCCUAAUUCCAACCCUAACCCUAACCCCACAAAUCUCAAUUCCUCUUCUUAUCCUUUCAAAAGCGGUACCGGUACUGGGAUCGAAGGGAAGGCGAAGAAGGUAUCGGUUCCGAAGACUCGGCCGAAGCUGACGCCGGAGCUGCUUCUCUCAGACGAUGGGCUCGGCUACGUCCUCCGCCACUUCCCUCGCGCCUUCAAGUAUCGCGGCCGCGGACACGAGAAGAAAAUCCCUCAGUUAUCCAGACGUGUUGCUUUAAUUGAUUCUUGUGAAAUUUUGUUGGUGUGCUUCUUCCAUUACAAGGUUAGAGAUUUGGGGAAUCUAAUUGGUUUGUACACACAAUGGCAUUCGCGAUUGCUACCAUAUUACUCAUUUGAUCAGUUUGUUCAUAAGGUCGAACAAGUUGCCGCCACCAGACGAGUGAAGAUGACUCUUAGGGAUUUGAGAGAAAGAGUUGCAAGUGGAGGAGACCCGACAAAGUUGUGUGAAACAGCGGUCGAGGAAGGCGUUCCAAAUGAUCAAGAGGAAACCUUGAACCCUGAGGGACCAAGUGAUCACCAGGGAGGUUCGUCUUCAGGGAACGAUGAUGUGGAUGAUACGCAGGAAGAGAUGCUUCACGAAAUCUACGAGAAGGCCACUCAGGAACCGUCUCAGACGUUCCAUGGUGAGAUGGUUGCUCCUAGUGCUGGUAUACCUGCAUCAGAAAGUUUCCAGAAAGAAAUAACCAAUCAAGUUCAAAACAAUGAGGCUAAGGAAUCCAGUGAAAAUCAUAUGACAGAUGAACAGAAAGCGCGAAUGGAAGCUAAUAGAUUGAAGGCACUUGAGAAAGCCGCAGCCCGCCGCCAAUUGCAGGCAGAUUGAGUUUCCGUUUCUGUUCUAUCUUGCUCUAAAUUCUGGUUAUGGAUGUGGUUAUAGGCAUCAUGUUCUUUGUACGAUGAAGUUUAUAGCAGUUAUGAGAUUAUUUCUAGUUAUGCCUCAAAAAUGAAAAUAGUAAUGGUAAAGUCGGAUUCAGUGGAUGCCAUGUGACAUUGAAUUAAGUCGUCACAAUUAUGGGAAACUCAUUUUUUAUAAAUCUUUUUAGUGACA
Messenger RNA from Pyrus x bretschneideri (Chinese white pear), 1254 nucleotides. RefSeq names its product chromosome segregation in meiosis protein 3-like. The transcript is spliced from 6 exons. Bases 67 to 1029 code for a protein of 320 amino acids. The record is from RefSeq and is a predicted model, not a curated record. Gene Ontology annotation, molecular function: zinc ion binding; DNA binding. Lineage: Eukaryota; Viridiplantae; Streptophyta; Magnoliopsida; Rosales; Rosaceae. Gene Ontology annotation, cellular component: replication fork protection complex; nucleus. Gene Ontology annotation, biological process: replication fork arrest; DNA damage response; DNA replication checkpoint signaling.